AUGACAAGCGCAACUGAAACAUCAAUGGAACAAAUAAAAAUUGUUAAAACUGAACAGGAUACUGAUCAACAACAAAUUCAUAAGUAAAAAAAAAUACACAUAUAUAUUUUCUUU
This is a messenger RNA of Rotaria sp. Silwood2, 114 nucleotides long. Lineage: Eukaryota; Metazoa; Rotifera; Eurotatoria; Philodinida; Philodinidae. The record is from the annotation of a GenBank genome assembly.